Molecule: messenger RNA, 1152 nt
Organism: Tilletiopsis washingtonensis
Lineage: Eukaryota; Fungi; Basidiomycota; Exobasidiomycetes; Entylomatales
Product: Pkinase-domain-containing protein
Exons: 5
Coding region: 1-1152 (383 amino acids)
Biological process (GO): protein phosphorylation; regulation of mitotic cell cycle
Cellular component (GO): nucleus
Molecular function (GO): ATP binding; cyclin-dependent protein serine/threonine kinase activity
Source: RefSeq, a predicted model, not a curated record
AUGACGCCGAACGCAAGUUCGAGCGCUGCCGGCCCGUCGUCGCCGAGGACUGUGCCGGCCAGCGAGGCGAGCCCGACCGGCAGCCCCGCACCGGCGCCGCCCGCACCACGGCCACCAGCUGCGCCGCGGCCAGCCGUGCCGCCACGCAGCGCACAUCCGCUGAUCCUCGGCGCGCGUCCUGUCUCGGCCUACGAGCGUCUGAACCACAUCGACGAGGGCGCCUAUGGCGUCGUGUGGCGCGCACGCGACGUGCGCACCGGCGAGGUUGUGGCGCUCAAAAAGCUCAAGAUGGACAAGGAGAAGAACGGCUUUCCAGUCACGAGCUUGAGAGAGAUCCGCACGGCGCUGGAGGGCAGACAUGAGCACGUGGUGCGCGUGCGUGAGAUUGUCGUCGGCGAGACCCUCAGCCAGAUCUACAUCAGCAUGGACUUCAUCGAGCACGACCUCAAGGCCCUGCUGAACGCGAUGCGUGCGCCCUUUCUUGCGUCCGAGACCAAGACGCUGCUGCAGCAACUGCUGUCUGCCAUUGCGCAUCUGCACGCGCGCUGGAUCAUCCAUCGCGACCUCAAGACGAGCAACCUGCUCAUGAACAACCGCGGCCAGCUCAAGCUGGCGGACUUUGGCCUGGCGCGCAUGUACGGCGAGCCGGCGCGCGAGAUGACGCAGCUAGUCGUGACGCUGUGGUACCGUGCGCCGGAGUUGCUGCUUGGGGCAGAGCGGUAUGACCAGUCGAUCGACAUGUGGUCCGUCGGCUGCAUCUUCGCAGAGCUCAUCACGAAGGAGCCGCUGUUCCCGGGCAAGAACGAGACGGACCAGAUGAUGAAGGUCUUCAAGCUGCUCGGACAGCCGUCAGACGAAGUCUGGCCAGGCUUCUCCAAGCUCCCUGGCGCGAAGAGCAUGUCCAACGUGGCUCAGCCAUUCUCGUCGCUGCGGACGAAGCUGCGCUACAGCACCGAGCAGACGCUGGACCUGCUCUCCAAGCUCCUAACGUACGACCCCAAUCAGCGCAUCUCGGCCGAAGAAGCACUGCGGCACCCGUACUUCGAAGAGAGCCCGCAGCCGGCACACCCAGACACGUUCAGCAGCUUCCCGAGCGUCGCUGCGGGUGAACGGUGCGUCGCGUCUGUGGCGCUUCGUGUGCAUCGUGGCUGA